Molecule: messenger RNA, 2252 nt
Organism: Stomoxys calcitrans (stable fly)
Lineage: Eukaryota; Metazoa; Arthropoda; Insecta; Diptera; Muscidae
Gene: Hmg-2
Product: high mobility group protein 20A
Exons: 5
Coding region: 260-1831 (523 amino acids)
Biological process (GO): regulation of gene expression
Cellular component (GO): nucleus
Source: RefSeq, a predicted model, not a curated record
ACAUUUGUAAAAGAGAUAAGUUGUAAAACAAAGUUUAUCUUUAGAACCACUUUGACAUUUCAAGUCACGGCAUUUGCCACUCAAGUUCUUGGAUUCAACUCUGGAAUUGGACAAUUUCAUCAGCUGGGCAAGUGACCAAGCCUUCUUUAGUUAACCUUGAGUGCGUUGUACGAUAUACGUUGGUAUUUAACAGCCGGCUUCUAAGAAAAUUUGCAACGUGAGAUAGGCGAACUAUUUUUUUUUUAUAAAAUAACAAAGAAUGGAAGGUCCACAGGAGGAAUCAAUUGAACAGAUAAGAGCUGAAGUUAAUGCUAUACAACAGCUUCCAAAAGAUAACGAAAUGAAAAUGCCAGAUGAGACUGUGGCACCUAAACAACAAGAGCCAAAAAUUCCAGCAGAAACAACACCUAAGCACAUAGAAGUUGAUGAAGCAGAUGAUGAUGAAGAUUAUGAUGAUGAAGAGGAAAAGGAUAAUUCACAGGGCCAACUGGUUAUGGAUAUCAAUGAAGAAGAAGAUGAUGAGGUAGAGGAUUUGGAAAAGGACGAUAUUGAGCCAAACGAUUUAUCACAAAAAUCUGAACAAAUCGAAAAGAGCACUGAGAAAGAUGAUGUACCCAACGCAAAACAAUCUGAAAAGGGUAUGAUGAGUGGGCAGACAAAUGAUAAUGGUGAAUCAAUUAUUACGUUAUCCGAUGCCGAGGAGGAUUUAAGCACAAAACCUGGUAAGGUACAAAAACGCAAGAGUGUGGGAGCAUCUAGUGCUGCAGGCAAUCCAGAGGAACGUUAUCCUAAACUAAAACGUCGUAAAAUUAAUGCAGAGGGUGCACCUAAAAUGCCCCUUACUGGCUAUAUUCGAUAUAUGAAUGAUCGUAGGGAGUCGGUGCGCAAGGAUCACCCCACUAAAAACUCCAUAGAAGUUACUAAAGUGAUUGCAGAAGAAUGGCAGGGACUUUCCAGCGAUGUCAAAGGGGAAUAUCUUAAGGCAGCAGAAGUUGAUAAACAACGCUACGUUAAAGAACUUCAUACAUUCCUAAAAUCUCGCCCAGAUAUAUUGGCCAGUGAAUUGGCCAAAAAUAAAACGCGUAAAAACGAAAACAAUAAUACAAAUGCCACAAACACUGCCAAAUCAAUACCCAAGCCAGAAAAGGUUGCCAAUGACACAACAAAGGCGGCUAAGGAUGCGCUAAAAGAAAAGCCAGUGGUAAAAGAAUCUCAAAACUCCUCUUCGAAUUCAAGUCAAAAUUCGGAGAAACUACCACAACAAACUGCAGAAAAGCCCAAUAAACGCAAACGUACACCCACUCCACCAUAUUCCAAUGCCACAACAUCUUCAACGUCCAGUGGCAAUGCAGCAAGUGGACCAUCAACCUCAGCGGCAGCAGCUGCUACUGGUUCCUCCUACUCCCACGUUACACCAGCGCCUGGCGAAAUACCCAUAUUUACAACAGAAUUUUUGGAACACAACAAAAUGUACGAUAUGGAAUUACGCUCGCUACGUAAAUCCAAAUCCGAUUUGGAGCAACAGAAUUUCGUCUUGGAAAAACAUGUCGAAAAUAUGAAAUGUGGUGUGGAAAAAAUGCAAUCGGAAAAUAAUGAUCUGCAAGAGAAAAAUAGACUGUUGGAAGUGUAUUUGGAGAAACUAAAGAAAAAAUUGGCACAAGCUUUGGGUGCACUGCCGCUGCCCUCGGCCCCAAAUGGUGCCACUGUGGAAAAUAUUGACAAAUAUAUGCAGGACUUGUAUAAAAUGUCCACCUCGAAUUCUCAUGGGCCAGCUACAUUGAAUAAGGCCAAGGAUAUCAUACGCAAAUUAGAUUUACAAAUACAAUUGUAAUUUUUUAGCUGCCCUACAUAUGUAAGCACAUUGCAAAUUCUUCAUAAGCGUAUAGAAGAUAUACACCCUUCAAUAUUUAGUUUACUUAGGAGAGAUAGAGGUACUUUUCGAAAAGUAUUUACAUUUAGUUUUAGUAGGUCUAAGCCCUUAAUAUGUACAAAAUUGAUAUCGUUUGCAGUUCACUUUCUGGAGUCAUAUUAAAUUUGGUUAUAUGAAGAACUGAAACUCAUUGAGACUGAAAUCUUAUAUGGGGUUAUAUUAAUUGGUAUAUUGCUGCCAUGUGUUUACCGUUUGCUUUUGCAAUUUUAAGCUAAAAUUGGUGAAGUUUUUUUCUUCUUGUAUUAAAUAUUUCAAAUUAUGUUGUGUAUAUUGCUUUUUUUGAAGCCACCUUUUUAGUGAAGGGUCGUUUUAUUUUAAGUUC